This is a messenger RNA of Siniperca chuatsi (mandarin fish), 1497 nucleotides long. RefSeq names its product high affinity immunoglobulin gamma Fc receptor I-like. Lineage: Eukaryota; Metazoa; Chordata; Actinopteri; Centrarchiformes; Sinipercidae. The transcript is spliced from 7 exons. Bases 223 to 1236 code for a protein of 337 amino acids. Gene Ontology annotation, molecular function: transmembrane signaling receptor activity. Gene Ontology annotation, biological process: cell surface receptor signaling pathway. The record is from RefSeq and is a predicted model, not a curated record.
GAUCCACACUCAGGACCUCUCAGAUGAACCACACUUCAUGUCAAGCCUCUGUGCAGCGCUGUCACUUCCUGCCUGUGAUUAAUGCUCUCUGUGCUGCAGGGCCAAAGCUCUCCUGAUGACCUGCUUCUUGUUAACUGAAGGAGAGAAAAAGUCAGUCAGUCACAAAGAGGAAGGAAGAGAGCUCGACUGGACUGAGUGAACAAGUGCUCAUCAAGGGCUGCAAUGGGACAGACGUCUUUUCUGCUCUUGCUGAUCUCACUGCUGUGCUGCAGGACCGAAGGAGCUCGUCUGACUGUGAGUCCCAGCAGCUCUCAGCUGUUUAAAGGAGAGUCUGUCUCUCUGAGCUGUGAGGAGGACGACAGCUCUGCUGGAUGGACGCUGAGGAGGAACACAACCAGAGAAACCAGGACUCCGUGUGACGACUGGGGAAAACCUGCUGGUUCUUCCUGUAAGAUCAGCCACAUCGACCCAUUGGACAGUGGAGUUUACUGGUGUGAGUCCAGAGAGGGAGCAACCAGUAACACCAUCAGCAUCACUGUCACUGAUGGACCAGUGAUCCUGCAGAGUCCUGUCCUCCCUGUGAUGGAGGGACAUGAUGUCACUCUGCACUGUAAAACAGAGACCCCUCCCUCCAACCGCCCAGCUGCUUUCUAUAAAGAUGGCUCCCUCAUCAGCACUGAGCCUACAGGUCACAUGACCAUCCGCCAUGUUUCCAAGUCUGAUGAAGGCCUCUACAAGUGUCACAUCAGCCGUCACGGAGAGUCUCCACCCAGCUGGAUCUCUGUCUCAGGGAAACCCACCACUACACCUCCUCCCACCUCCACCUCUACUUCCUCCUCCACCUCUACUUCCUCCUCCUCCACCUUUGUUUCUUUGUCACCACCCUCUCCUCUCUCUGUGUUGUGGUCAUCUUUCUAUGUUGUUCUGGUUGUGCUGGUUCUACUGGUUCCACUGGUUCCACUGGUUCUACUGUUGAGACGGUGUGUUUGGAGGAAACAUAAAGCUGCUGAAGAAAAUGACAUCACAGAUGACAUCAAAAUAUCCCGUCACCAACAACAGCCAAUCAGACGAAGCAGAGAGUUUCCAGCAGAGCCAGAGGUCGUCUACUCGUCACUGAGGUCGACCUUCACACCAGUCCGAGCGCUGACGUCCAGCUGGCCUAUAACUGGUCCCCAGAGCCCCUCACACCUCAGUGAAAUGACAAAACUAAAACUAAAGAUUAAAAUAAAUUUAUAAAUUUAUUAAGUCACUCAGUUUUUCCCCUCUAAAAGUGUUUCAGUACAGUGCACAACACCAACAUGUUACCUGUUUGGUUGCACUUUUAUUCUUUUAUUUCUAUUAAUCAGAAUCUAAUGAUAACUUCCAGUUGUUUUGUGGUUUAUAUAUUAAAUAACUUUACUGUUGCUGAUAUUUAUUCAUGUUUUUGGACUCUUGUUGCCGCAGCAGUGAACGUGUUUCUCUGCAGGAUCAAUAAACUUUGGUCUCAUUCUUGUUUUA